Vombatus ursinus (common wombat) is the source of this 885-nucleotide messenger RNA. RefSeq names its product cathelicidin-related peptide Bf-CRAMP-like. Gene Ontology annotation, molecular function: lipopolysaccharide binding. The transcript is spliced from 4 exons. Lineage: Eukaryota; Metazoa; Chordata; Mammalia; Diprotodontia; Vombatidae. Gene Ontology annotation, biological process: innate immune response; defense response to Gram-negative bacterium; antimicrobial humoral immune response mediated by antimicrobial peptide. The record is from RefSeq and is a predicted model, not a curated record. Gene Ontology annotation, cellular component: extracellular region. Bases 166 to 654 code for a protein of 162 amino acids.
UCACAAUCUUAGCUUCCUUCAUAUCCUCCCCAUCCCUUCCAUACAACAGACUGAAAGCCAGUAGAGAGGCCCAGACGAUGGACAAGGACCCCUGUUGCCCAACAGAACAGAGGAGAGAGGACAUAAAAGGAACUGGCUGAGGGUCAGCGAGGCAGAGGAAGGAGGAUGGAGCACUUCACAAAGCUGCUGCUGUUGGCCGGUGCCACCGCUGUCCUUCCACCACGAGUUUUGCCUCAGCCCUCCCUAAGCUAUGAGAAGGCCCUUUCUGCAGUCAUUCACUUCUACAACCAGGUACCUGGGAGAGAGAAUGCGUUCCGGGUAUUGCAAGUCCGUUCUCCUCCAUCCAUUCAGCCUCUCCAAGAGCAAACCCAGAAGCUUCUGAGUUUUACCUUGAAGGAAACUGUGUGCCCAGUGACUGAGGAGCUCCCACUGGACCAGUGUGACUUUAAAACAGAUGGGCUGGUGAAAGAAUGUCAAGGCUCAGUAUCUAAUGAACAGGACAUAGCUGCCAUCAUCCUAACCUGUGACCCAGUGCCCCCGGAGCCGCUUCGCUUCAAAAGAAUACGUUGCCCACCGAGGAUAUGCAACGUUCAUAACCUCCUUAGAUCCUUACAUUCAACGAUGUGGAAGGGCAAGUUAAUCAGCUUAUCCUGACCUGCUGUAUCCCCAGUACAGCCAGCAUAUGCCUUCCCCCGGCAUUAUUUACCUUAUUUUCCAUUGCCUUCUCCCAGCAAAACAUAAUGUUGAGCAAUGGGGACUGGUCCAUGGGCAAAAACCUCAGAAGCUAUCUCGCCAUGUUGAAAGGGAUGAGGAGGGGGCAGCUAGAUGGCGCAGUGGAUAGAGCACUGGUCCUGGAUUCAGGAAUUCCUGAGUUCAAAUGUGACC